Molecule: messenger RNA, 1944 nt
Organism: Mixia osmundae IAM 14324
Lineage: Eukaryota; Fungi; Basidiomycota; Mixiomycetes; Mixiales; Mixiaceae
Exons: 8
Coding region: 1-1944 (647 amino acids)
Biological process (GO): translational initiation
Cellular component (GO): cytosolic small ribosomal subunit
Molecular function (GO): ribosome binding; mRNA binding; tRNA binding
Source: RefSeq, a predicted model, not a curated record
AUGUCUGCCUGUCAGUACUCUUAUCGGUCUCUGCGGGCGCUAGGCGUCUGCAAUGGACCACCAGAGUACUCAGACGUCUCAGCUUUUCAGCGCAGACCAGCAGGGACGACGCGCAACUUUGCAUGGAGCAGCGAUGGCUCGACAUUUGCCUAUGCCGAGUCGAACAGCGUGACAGUCACACGGGCGGACAGUCACGAGGUCUUGUGUACAGUAGACGUGCCUGCAGUCGUCACGGUCGCCCUCUCACCCAAGGGGAGCUUCUUCUCGACUUGGGAGCGAAUGGGCAAGCACUCCCCCUCGAGACCAUCAACAGCGGAUGGAAGUCAGCACAAGAACCUGCGCGUGUGGUCGACGAAUACGGGACAGGAAGUCGCCUCCUUUACGCAAAAGUCUUAUGACGGCUGGGACCUGCAAUAUACCGAGGAUGAGAUGCGGGCAGUGCGAUGCGUCGCAAACGAAGUGCACAUCUAUGAUACCUCGGAUUUCACAAAGGGGAUAGCCGACAAGCUACGCGCCGAUGGUGUUGCUGCCGUCUCGCUCUCGCGCGGUCGGAACCCUUCCGUUGCCGUCUUUGUGCCAGAGAGCAAGGGCGCACCCGCAAGCUUGAGAACGCACCACCUCGAGACGCUAUCAAGCGUCAAUGCGCAGAAGACGUUCUACAAGGCAGACAAAGUGCAGAUCAAAUGGAAUCAAUCCGGUACGAUGCUGCUCUUCUUGACGCAGACAGAUGUCGACAAGACCGGCAAAAGUUACUACGGCGAGACUGGCUUGUAUCUCAUGAGCGCAUCCGGCGCCUUUGAUUGCCGCGUCACGCUCGAUCGAGAAGGCACCAUCCACGACUUCACAUGGUCUCCGAAUGACAAGGAAUUCGUCGUGACAUACGGCUACAUGCCAGCCAAGACGACCAUCUUCGAUCACCGGGUCAAUGUCGUGCACGACUUUGGCAUCUCGCCGCGUAACUUUGUCGCCUUCAACCCGCAAGGUCGACUGCUAUGUCUCGCAGGUUUUGGCAAUCUCGCCGGCGAGAUCGAUAUUUACGACCGCAAGACGCUCAAGAAGCUGACCACUUUUGAUGCGCCCAAUACCAGCACGUGUCAGUGGUCUCCAGACGGUCGCUAUCUCCUCUGCGCUACUUUGAGUCCGCGGCUCAGAGUAGACAAUGGCAUCAAGCUCUUCCACCACACAGGCGCGCUCGUCCAUGUGCAAGAUAUGGAGGAGCUUUACCAAGCAGGCUGGCGGCCGGCAGAUGCCAGUCUUUUCCCUUUCCGUCAGUCGCUCUCGCCUGCUCCUGCUCCCUCUGCGCAAUAUGCGAGCUCAACGCCCACCAAACCACCAGUCAAAGCGAUGGGUGCGUAUCGCCCGCCAGGCGCAAGAGGACAACCCGCCUCUAAUUUGUUCAAGCGUGAAGACGAAGGCGGCGAACCUCACGUCUUUCAAGCGUCGCCUGCGCGCAACGAGCCCAUCGAGUUCGGACCUCGCAAGCCUCGCACCAUACCCGGCAUGGCGCCCAAAGAUGCCACACAAUCGAAUCAGGAGAACGGAAAAUCGAAGAAGAAAAAAGAGCCCAAGACGCCGAGGCCGAAUCGUAGGAAUGGCACGGAAGAUCCUGACUCGUCCUUCUUGGCACCAGACACCGGGCCGAACAGUCCCGCACCAUCGACGGGUCCGGCGACACCGGCGAGGGCGUCGACACCUAGUACGCCGAUGCGACCGCCUGCCGUUCAGGCCCUCAAUGACUCGAACAAUAACAUCGUCUCGCUGUCGCCCGAGGACAAAAAGCGUCGAGCUCUGACCAAGAAGCUCUCUUCGAUUCAGCAGCUCAAAGACCGACGUGCACGCGGAGAAAAGCUUGAGCUCACGCAAAUUCAAAAAAUAUCGGCAGAGCCGGAUGUCGUGAAGGAAUUGAAGGAGCUCGCUGCGCUCGAUCUCAACGGCAAAGCAUAG